Messenger RNA from Colletotrichum gloeosporioides, 1581 nucleotides. RefSeq lists its product as uncharacterized. The record is from RefSeq and is a predicted model, not a curated record. The coding region runs from base 1 to 1581 and encodes 526 amino acids. NCBI's taxonomy places the organism in Eukaryota, Fungi, Ascomycota, Sordariomycetes, Glomerellales, Glomerellaceae. The transcript is spliced from 3 exons.
AUGAAAUCUUCCCUCGGUCCCAACCAGGGGCCAGACUUCUGGAUCCUGUACACACAACGCUUAGAAUUGCUGCAGAGAGUCACCGUAUUCAUGGCCCAUGUUGAUGCCUUGGAAGCUGCGGCAAGUGAAGCCCACCGUCAAAUCGUUAACUUUGAGGACUGGGCGACGGACCUGAAACCCCACAAGUAUUAUCCAACCAGGUUUCUGGCGCUCGUGGAGCUUGAGCACAUCGCCAGACGCUGUGCAUUUUCAGAAACCUCCGCUCCCUCGGCCAUUCUACAAGCGAAACUACAAUUCAACUAUUCGAACUUUGGGAGAGAGUACUUAGACGAUGGUAUUCGGGUUGACCAUCAACGAAUGCGUCUGACUAUGGCCGAGCUGUACUGUUCCGGUCUGGAGAAUAACUCUGUUUGGGAUCCUGUGCUCGGUGGAACGAACGCGGGUCUGAGCUACCGCGAUUCUACCCUUCUGUUCCCUUACAGGUCCAGAGAUAAUAUGCUUAGGAUAUUCGACUGCCCAUCCAACCAUGUAAACAUGGCCGACAACGGACUCUUCCUCCCUCCUUCCGUCUCAAGGGCGAUUAAAGAGGGCGUUCUGGCGAUCGUCCCUGACCUCGGCAUGGAACCCCCGUCAGACAUCGACCAAACUCAGACCGAACUCUUUGAAAAGCGCUUCAACGACUGGCUUGACCAGAACGUCCAGGACUAUCAGUUGAUUGUCAUUAAUGUAGCGCACCCGCUGGCCCAGGACACGUACCCAAAGCCUAUCGCCGAGAUGACAUCCUCCUUCAACGAGAUGGAAAUCGAUCACGAGAAUCCAACCUCUGCACCCUCCCCAGCUCUUCCUGCCGUCGGCCAUACCAUCCAGAGCACCGAACCCAUCUCGGAACGCGCGGUGCGCAAAGCGAGGGGACGUCGUGGCCUUGCGAAGAUGAUUCAGAACCGCGAGAAAAAAAUCGGCGCCGCCGCCAUCCGCACUCCUCGCCCCGAAAUGAACGCACACGAAAAGCUGGAGAAGGCGCUCGCCCAUCUGAGCCAGACGUUCAAAGACGCUUUCAGCGCCGGCUUCUCUUUCGAGAACGCCAGACCCCUUCAAGCAGGUGUUUCCGACAACCUCUGCCGCAGCCUCGGCCUGGAUGGCUUGCAGAGCGACCGAGUCAGCCUCGCGAAAUUUGCUCGCACUCUGAUGAGCGAGGCCAAUAACCUCAAGUACAGCUACAGCAGACAUAGUCAAAAUCUCGACGGACGGCGCAAGGACUUCUUCGUCAAGCUCUCGAAGACCUUGGUUACCAGAGUCAUCGGCGGCGGAACCUUGCAGAAGAACAUUAGGAAGAACCCGAUUCAUGCCUCGACUUGCGACGUGAUGCUGGAGGCGCUGAUUCAGGCAAGACUCGCCUACCUUCGCAUGGAUAUCAAAGACGACGGGGGAACGUCUGGAAGCGCGGAAGGCACUUACACGAGGAAGGCGACGAGCCUUAUUAAGGCCGUGGACGAGUGGAUUUCGACUGUUCAAUCUGGCGCGACGAAACCCCUGCCCGAGGUGCUUGAUUUGGCCGAGGCUAUUGGCCAGGCCGUUAUUUGA